This is a messenger RNA of Haliotis rufescens (red abalone), 2035 nucleotides long. Its product is annotated as glutathione S-transferase 1-like. The transcript is spliced from 4 exons. NCBI's taxonomy places the organism in Eukaryota, Metazoa, Mollusca, Gastropoda, Lepetellida, Haliotidae. Gene Ontology annotation, biological process: glutathione metabolic process. Gene Ontology annotation, molecular function: glutathione transferase activity. The record is from RefSeq and is a predicted model, not a curated record. Bases 767 to 1420 code for a protein of 217 amino acids.
CAAGUCGAGAAUUGCACAGGCCGCCUUUGGUGAAUGUGGAUUCGAACAGCUAAAUCACCCACCCUACAGCCCAGACUUAGCCCCAGUGACUAUUUCCUGUUCCGGCAAAUGAAAUUGCCCUUCGUGGAAGACGCUUCGAGGAUGACGGGGACAUUAAAACUGCCACAGAGGCGUGGUAAGAGGGCCAAUCUGCAGAUUUCUAUAAAAGUGGUAUUAAAAGCUUGAGGGACAAAUGGAAGUGUAUUGAGGUGAAUAGAGAUUAUAUUGAAAAAUAAAAGUGCAAAAGAUAUUCUGCGACUUGGUCUUAUAUUGAAGUUGCAAAACGUAUUGAACGCCCGUCGUAUAUUGACUUUUAUCAGUUCCAUAUGAUGUGAUACUAUGCAUUAACCUAGUUGAUUCAAUCUAAAUGUUAGACUUGUAUUGCAAUAUAAAAUGAUAACUAUGAGUUAUGUCGCUGGAGAGAGAACAGACAGAUCGUCUGCACACUGGGCCAGAGGUGUCGUUUGCUAGCACAUCAAAUUAUCAUCGGAAGUGUUAAGAAAGUGAGAUCACGAAAUAACGGGAAAAUCAGAUAUCAUGGGAAAACCCCGGCUAACUCCCUGGAUGCCGAGGGGAUCCAGAGGUUAAAGUGUAAGGUGAUUCGCCUCUCGCUCGGACUGUUGAUACAGCCGAUACCCCGCAUGUUGACACUACACUUUCACAAUCUCCAGCCUGCUCAGACAUAGACAGGUCAGCGUGUUUUGUGUGGAACGUGGCCUCCGCUGACAUGGCGGACAUUCAGUUGUAUCACUUCCCGGGAAGCGCGCCAUGUCGUUCUGUCAUCAUGACGGCCAAGGCUCUUGGUGUACCACUCGACUUGAAACCACUCGACCUCAUGAACAAAGAUCAUCUUAGCCCUGAGUUUGCAAAGAUAAACCCGGAUCAAACCGUCCCAACAAUCAUAGAUGGAGACUUCACGCUAUGGGAGAGCCGCGCCAUCAUGCGCUACCUGGUGGCGAAGUAUGGGGGUGAGGACAACAGCCUGUACCCCCGGGACCUCCAGAAGAGGGCAGCGGUGGACCGACUCCUGGACUAUGAUCUGGGGGUCUUCUACAGAGCCAUGAUUGAGUGUGUGUGGCUGCCGUUCAGAGACAAAAUUAAGGUGACAAAAGAACAAGACGAGAAGGUUAUCAAGGCUUUCGAGCGGAUUGAUACACACGUCAAGGAUAUGAAGUUCCUCACCGGAAAUACCCUCACCAUUGCUGACUUUGCGGUGGUAGUUGGGUUUGCAGCAGAAGAGCUCUAUCCAGGGGAUAUGUCAAAGUACCCAAAUGCUAUGGCAUGGUACAAGAGAGUACAGGAAUUACCCUAUUACAAAGAAGCGAAUCAAUCAUAUUUUGAAUUACUCGAAAAAUAUCAGAUUGGAAAAUCUGAAAAGUAAAACAUUGAAAAAACAUAAAUAUGUGCAGAUCCAUGAAAGUGUACGGAUGCAAAAAGAAGAGACGUCACAUCAAUAUGGCAGUAGAGGAGUUUAUUGUAGUGUCAGUAUUAAAUCAUGAAUCUGCAUAAACCAAAGAUGAACUCAAUUUUUACUUAAGUUUUAAAAUAUUUCUUAUCACAAAUUACUCACAAUCAUAUUGAAAUACAGUACCCGUAAUGAAGUAUCUCAUGUAUUGUAACUGAUGCAUGGCAAUAGAUGAUUGAAUUGAUACCAAAUGUCUCUCUAAUUUAUACCCUAGCUUACCGUGCCAUACACGAUCAAAGGCUUUUGGUAGAUCACAGAAUACAAUGAAAUAGAAAUGAAUUGAUUGCUUAUUAGUUUUUCAAAUGAUUCCCUCCGAAGUCGACACACUGCCAACGAUUCUGAAGUGCCAGGAUCUCUCUGAUGUUGAAGGUUGCCUCCUAAUGGUAUAAAAAGUCCUCCACAGCAGAAAUACCAUCAUCAUCAUUUUAGAGACCCGUGAAGAUGCGGUGUCUUCAGCAGCCCAUGCGUGUCGUAAGAGGCGACUAACAGGAUCAGGUGGUCAGGCUUGCUGUCUCGGUUGAUGCUUGUCAU